UACAAACAGUUGUACAGUCAUCCGCGGUGUGGCAACUAGCAGCGUUCUUUGCUGUAACACACCAUUAUUGAAACAUCUGACGCUUCGAUUCACGGAAUGUAGUAUUAGUUGUACCUAGAAAAUCUUUUGUGAAAAGAAAGCGACAACGUUGUUCGGGUGCAGUGAGACAAGAUAUGAUAUACAGGUGUACUAAGUGUGUUGAUGUGCGUGUUGUGUGGCGUGGAUCGUCGCGCAAUUAUUAACGAUGAUUCACUUGUGCGCGGGUGAAAUGCAGCCUAUGGUACUUGUUGACACUUAUUCUGGAAACGUAAACAAAUGAUACCGUGACGGCAUUAAAUUAUUAUUUAAAAUAUAAUGGUGGACUGAUUCAAUGCACCGCGGCCAAACAAUCGCGGAAACGAUGCCACUUACACAAGACAAACGUCUGGAUAGUAACUUUUCCAACAACAAUGAUCAAAGUUAUCUUCAUAAGAAGUUUAAAAAAAUGGCAUCGACCAUUACGGUUUUUCCAACAAAUCAAAUAAAGGGUGGAGAGUCACGAUACAAAGAGCCCGACGUGGUACAGUCUGAUUGUGAUACGUCAAUUUCUAAUGGAAGCAUCGCAGCGGCGCACCCGGAAAUAGAAAAGAUAAAAUUUAAACUACAUAAAAAUAUAGAAGAUCAAGAGGAGGAGAAAAAUGUACAAACUAUUUAUAAUGAUGAAAACAUUAGGUUAAGUAAUGUAAAUGAUAAUGUUCAAGUAACUGGUCAGACCAGUUACGCUGAUGAAUUUUCUAAUAAGACUGAGAACAUUGAAAAUGAUUUUAUCAGGGAUGCCUACAAUGGGGGUGUAGGUGGCCGUUAUAUAUGCCCUUACUGCAAAUUAUCUUGUGCCAAGCCUUCUGUUUUACAAAAACAUAUCAGAGCUCAUACAAAUGAGAGACCUUACCCUUGUGUACCUUGUGGAUUUGCUUUUAAAACAAAAUCAAAUUUAUAUAAACAUCGAAGAUCUAGAACACAUGCGUUAAGAUUGCAAGGGUCAGACGUGUCUGCUACAAUUCACGAAGAUGAUUUAUCCGGCGGUUCAGAAAGUGAUACAUCAAUACCACCGACUGGAUCUGAUUCAUCUGUUACUCGGCACGAGCAUUACAAGUGUAAUGAUAUAUCAUUAUUAGAAUUGUCCGAUUAUGUACCACAAAGCACGAAUUCAUCCCAACAGGAUAUUACGAAAUCCAAAACAAUUUAUAAACCUAAAUUCAGAGGUGCAUGCCAUCAACAAAUGGACGAAAAAGAUAAAUUAAAGAAAACAAUGUCGUCAAAUGCCGAUUUUCUUACUGAACAUAUCUCUAAAAUUAUAUCAGAUAAUGAAGCCAUUGUGGAUGUCAUAGAUACACCUUUACAAAAAAAAUAUGGUAAAAUAAAACAAAUAGCAGAGAGUAAACAACUUUUACAUGAUUAUAUAGAAACUAAGCCAGAAACGUCACCAUUAAAUUUAACAAAGAGCAGCAAUGAUAUAGAAAAUACAUUUAGGAAAAGAUCACAUUCGGAAAGUUUCACGUAUAUUGAUAAUCAGAAACACCCGUUAAAUCCAGAAAGAUCUAUAAUAAAAGAUCUGCUUCUGAAAACUAAAUCUAACGGUAUAUCAUCUAUUACAGGUGAAUUGAUUGAGGGACCACUAUUUGUUUGCCCUCUGUGUCAAAUAAUUUACCGAAGUGCAGAUAACUUAGAAAUACAUAGAACAUACUAUUGUAAAGGAAGUAAUGUAAAUUGUAAUAGUAUUUCUCCAAAUUCUUCACAAAAGGAUGUAAAACCUGUAAGACCUGAAAAUAUAUUUGUAAGGAGCAACUCUAUCAAUGUUCGAUUACCAGAAACACAACAUAGUUCUUCUCCAAAGACGGCUUUAAAAAAUAAACCUGACAACCUUAAUAUAAUGAAAUUAGAAUCUAAUGAUAUUGCUACUCCAUUGCCAUCACCUGGGCCUUUAUUAGGCAGUACAAGACUUGUGGACACCAGAACACCCACCGAAUGUAGGAAAACAGAAAACUUCAAAUUAAAAUCAGUCAGUCCAAAGAGAAGAAUUGAUAGUAGAUCAGAUACAUAUAGUCCAAGAUUAACAGAAAAUACUUCCCCUCGAACAGAUAUGUACUCACAGUCAAAAAUUCGGUGUAUUGAUGGGAAUUCAGUAGCCAUAAGGUAUUUAGAAGAAAUGUCGCAGCAUAUGCGAAGUAAUUCGACAUCUCUUCAAAUGUUCGGAGGCGAAGUAAAAAUACUGGACCAUGCAGGCGGUACAACUACUUUACGAAUAGAACCGAGUAAGAAUCAAUUAUCACCUAUAUUGGUACAGCAAAAUAUUUCUCCAUCAAAACACAGUAAUGAUACGGAGGCGAGCAGCAUUGUAGUAAGAUCAGGACUUCAUUCAGGUGGAACUAUGGUUCACAAACCUCCAACUCCAAAAGAAAUUAUAAGUACUCCACAACCGCAAACUCCUAGAAUUACAAUAUCAACUCCAUCUGGUAAUUUACCAAAUAUUCACGACAUAACACAUUUUCAGUUUCCACCUCUUAGUGCUAUUACAGCAUUUAAUCCUUUGACUUUACCACCACUUAGUCCGACUUCGUCUCCUAAUGGUGCAACGACCAUUUUACACGGCGGAAAAUUAAUUCCCCAUGUACCUGGUAUACCUGGACCAAACACACCAGGUGUAUUUGUAGAAAAGUCUUCAAUACAAGUGAAAACACAAACACAUGGUGAUGUUUCCAAAUCUCCUGUAAAAUCGCCUAGAGAUGAUAAUUAUGUUAGUGUGGUUCAGUCUGUAAAGGGUAGUAGUAGUAAGUAUGAUAGCUUACGAAACGCAAGAAGUCCCAGUAUAAGAACAAGUUCCUUAGAAACCGAAAAAAAUAACAAAGACCAUUUAUAUUUAAAUAAUGAUACGUAUUAUACAACAUCAAUACCAGCUAUUAGAAUUAAAAAUGUUGACGACCAACAAACGAAAUCAUUUUCGCCCGUUGGUAAAUGCUUAACGAUUAGACAAGACGGAGCCAUUAAAAGGAAUUCAGAUAGUUUACCCAAGACACCUAUUCUUAAAGAAUGCAAUUAUCACCCAAACAAAUUGAAGAUAAAAGAAAAAAAUUCUUCUUCAUCAACGAAAAGUAUUGAAAUUGAUAGUGAAAUGAGAAGUUUUAAUUUUGAGAACUUGAUUACCAAGGUAGAAAUAUUGAAUAAUCAAAUACCAAGUUCAUCGGACGUGCAAAAGGAUGAACAGGAAUCAAAUAACGCUUCUAUUUUAAAUGAACGAUCAGAAACAGCAUAUUUUCAAAAAAAUGUUACAUCUAAAAUUAAUGCAGAAGAAAGGAAACCUAAGUUUUUAAGACCUUCUACAUUGCCUCUAAAACCUGGUACGUUCACACCUAAAAGACAUCAUGGUAUUACUCCUAAUGCAAACACGAUGCCUUUGGUAUCACCUGAAACUCCUCGGCCUGCUAAAGCUUACGGACAACUUUAUUUAAAUGGAAAUGCAUAUACUUAUUUAGGCUUAAAAUGUUCAACUAAAGUUUUCUAUUGCACAAUCAAUCGACCGCAGCCUACGUAUGUGCCUAAUCAGCAUUUCCUCUCUAUGUACAGCAAUUGGCAGUUACUAUCUGAGCUGACUCCGGAUCCACUGGGAUUAUCAGCAUCUAGUACUAUGUCUCUAUACGACUCACGUCAUCGACCGCAAAACGUAACAGUUGCAGUAGUAAAACAGGAUCUCAUAUUGACUCAUUCAUCAAAGUGGAAUAAAAAUUCAAAGGAGUAUAAACAGGUUACAGCAUCGAUUGACUCUAAAAAAUCAGAAGAGGGCAAACUUCUGAUAUCUGAUAGUACAAUGGCUCCUAAAAAAGAGGUAACCGGCGGAUUUGAAAGCAACGAAGAAUAUACAUAUGUACGAGGCAGAGGUAGAGGACGAUAUGUUUGUUCGGAAUGUGGUAUUCGUUGUAAAAAGCCGUCGAUGUUGAAAAAGCAUAUUCGUACCCAUACUGAUGUACGACCAUAUACAUGUACACACUGCGCCUUUAGUUUCAAAACGAAGGGUAAUUUAACGAAACACAUGAAAAGUAAGGCUCAUUACAAAAAAUGUUGUGAAUUGGGGAUAAAUCCAAAUGAAGGCAACGAUAUUGAAAGUGGGGAGAUGACUCAAUGUUCAGGAGAAACAGAUGAUGACACUGACUCCGAGGGUGAUGAAGGAAAUGAAGGAGAAACAGAAUCUAGUGAUACGGAAGUGUGUAAAUCAAGAUUGCCAGAGCAUGAAGCUGCACAUUGUUUAUUGUCUUUGGGAAGUUCUAGGCCGACUACAUCAGCCACACCUGGACUUAUAACGAGUGCACGACCUUCUACUUAUCCAUACACUCCAAUAGGGUUAGAAAGUAUAACAGAUCCUAGUUCGGAAAAGAUACUUCCUGUUGACUCUGUGGACUCAGGAAUUGAUGUGGAAAAUGAACCUAUGGAUCUGAGUAAAAGUGAUUUGAAAUCGGUGUCUAAUGUUACGGAAAUACCAACUGCGAGAGAAUCUAGUGUUCUUGCAUCAUUAGCUUCUAACACUGCAAAGUUACCUCAGCAUCAGACCCAAUGGGCGAAUGGCGAACCAAUGCUCCAUACGUAUUUGACAGAACGAGCUCUUUUAGACUCUAAGAUAAAACAAAGUCAACUUACAUGCAACCUAAGUAAAUUAAGAAAAAUUGAAUUAGAACAAUCUGUGUUUACGGAAACAAACGACUGUAGUGAUAAUAGUAGCAACACAGUAGUAACAUCCGUAAGAAAUUCUGGCACUGCACGUAGUGUGUCCCCAAAAAAUGUUAACAUGUUAAAAACAUCUAAAAAUAAAACUGACAAUGAGACCCUUUCAGCUGCAGGUACUGAAGAUAAUAAUGCAGGUAGAGUAAAUGAAAACCCUGUACCUCUAAAUACUGAAUCAAAAGUUCCGCGCACAUCGAGUCAGACGAACGCAGAGAAUGCAAAACACGUAGUUUCAGAAUAUUUGAAACAAGCCAGACUAAAUCUUAAUCUUGUAAAUAUAAAGGAAGAUUUACAUAAUCAAACUGAUAAUGCUAGUGAUGAAACAAAUGUAAAAAUCAACACAGAGGAUAACAUGCAAAUUCAAGAUAAAAACAAUAAAACAGAUAACAAUCUAGUUGAACAUGAUCCUGUUGCGAGAAAGGUCGUUAUAGGUGUAGGAGGUGUAGCUUUUAAAGUAACUAAGGGAAAAGGAUUUGAGGGUACGUCUUUUCCACCUGGUCGACUUAUGGAAGACGGUCACAGAGUAUGUGAUUUUUGUAAUAAAACUUUUAUAAGACCAUCGCAACUGAGACUACAUCUCAAUAUACACUACAUGGAGAGGCCAUUUAGAUGCAGCGUGUGCGCUGUGAGUUUCCGAACAAGAGGACAUCUUCAAAAACAUGAACGUUCAGGUUCGCAUCAUAACAAAGUUUCAAUGACAUCCACUUUUGGCGCGGCUACAUCGUUCAACCCGCGUCCAUUUCGAUGCUCUGACUGCAACAUAGCUUUUAGAAUUCACGGCCAUUUGGCUAAACACCUGAGAAGUAAAAUGCAUGUAAUGCGACUUGAAUGUCUCUUCAAAUUGCCUUUUGGGACAUUUACCGAAAUUGAACGCGCUGGUGUUAGUUUAACUGACAUUGAUACGACAGAUUGUGCAAGUUCCCUUGCUAGUUUGCAGUCACUUGCUCAAAAAUUGCACGAGAAGGACCCUACGAAACUUGAAUAUCGUGAACCGAACGGCAUGGUCGUGGCAUCUCUGCCUCUGGGCAGAGAAUCUUCUGAGGAUGAAGACACAGUUUUAACUGGAGAAAAGAUGAGUGACAGUGAUAAAAGUAGUGAGAUGAAGAAUAUUAAUAAUAGUGAAGGAUUGAACAUAGAAACAACAGUUAAUUAUAGUGCCACAGAUAAUUAGUGCCAAAAUUAUAUUAAGUAGGAUAUUUUAAUGUGCAAUUUCGUUUUGUUGUUAAUUUAAGGUGUAAUUAUUCAUACUGGGGUUUGACUCAGACGUGUGAAAACAAAAUAAUGCGCUUUAAUUAUAAACAUAUUUGUAUUUUGUUUCUAUGUAAUUGCUGUGUUUUGUAAAUAUCUCAUGAUGAAGUAAUUUAAAUAUUGUUAAAUUUGCUUCCAAUGUAAGGCUUACAUAAUUUGUUACUAUUAUUAGGAUUUAUAACAAAAAAAAUAUUAGAAAAUAUUCAUGAACUCGAUUUGAGAAAAGGAGAAUCUUAAAUACACUUUUAAACUUCCCUAAGUGGUCCAUGUUCCAGGUGAACUACAUUUAAAAUAUCAAUGAUACAUAUUAAUUACAACUCUAUAAAAUUAGUCAAGUUUAUCUUGAUAAGGCCAUAACUACGUUUUAUGUAUGUAUUUUUAUAAAAUAUAUACCACAAUGUACUACUGUACAAUAUCUACUUCCAAAAUCCUUUAUCUUUAAAAUGAUUGGCAUAUCAACUUCCAUAAACAAAAUUUAGAUGUACAUAAAGCAUAAAAUCCUUGAAGAGUCUUCCAUAUCAAAAAUAGUUCUUGUGCUAGGUAUUUCUUUGUAAUACUAAUUACUCUUCAUUUGGGUGAAUAUUUGACGAGUAUGAGUAUAAAAAUGAUUUCCAUUUUCAUUAACAAACAAUCAGAGAUAACUGUUUUUUGUGUGGUUAAUCUCAAAGUGAAAUAUUGUCGCUUUAUCUUGUUAUAAUAUUAAAACAACUGUUGAAUUAUUUAAUGUAUAGUCGUGUGUGUGUAUAUUUUCCGCAAAAUCUACUAGUUAUUGUCUGUUUUUAUGACAGAACUGAAAUUAUAUCAUUAUGGUUAAGCUACUUUACCUACUUAUUAUAUACGUAAUUGGAAAUGUUUAUUUUAUGAAAUAAGUACCUAUACCUACAUUUUUAUACUUAUUAGUUAUUUAUAAUGUAAUUUUAGGUAUUUUGAGAGCCUAACACUAACUGGAUUGUAUAUAUUUAUACAAAUAAAAUAUUGAAAUACAUUAGGUGCAGGAUCUUUAAUUAGGGUUCUUACCCUUAUAGUGUGAAGGGAUCAUACGUGUCAAGGCAUCAUUUAAAAUUCAUAAAAUAUUUUUUAUACGUGAUGUAGAUAAAAAUAUAUCGUAUUAUUACAGUUACCUAAAUAAAUAAUUUAUUUAUGUGCAUGCUUCUUAAUAAUAAAAAUUAACAGCAUUGUUGACACGUAAUUUUGAAAGUUUAUUAUCAACUUUUUGAUAUGACAAAAUGUUCAUUUAUCAGUUUAUAAAUAAUUAAAUUCAUGGCACUAAAAUCUUCACAAUUCUCCUACAUUUUUAAAUGGAUUAAAGGAGUUUCCGUAUGACUGUUAGUGAAUUAAUAUCCGAGUACGACACACAUACUUCUUGGUACAAUCCUAUUUCGAAAAAGAUAGAUAUUAAGAAGGGUUCGAAUUGAAAAGUGAAUCAUUAGUAAAAUAAUAUUUCUCAAAAAUAUAAAAACUAUAAAUUGGAUGGAAAAAACCAUUACGUAACGAGUGAAAAUGAAAAAUGAGUUAGGAAAUUAUGCCAGAUAGUAAAGUCACUUCAAUUCUAAAACUUAAAACAUACGAUGAUAUUUGAGUACAACAAUAACUGUACAAAACGACAAUAUUUUAUUGCCGCAGCAGAAUAUAUCUUGUUUUUAUAUAGUUUGUCGGCAAAAUUUGAUUUGAAUUGUGGGAGGAUUUAUGUAUUAACGAAUAUAAUGGCCUGAAAAUAGUAUUUUUAGUUGAUGACGCCUUGUUUUGGGCGGCUUUAUUUUUAUUCUUUUAGUAAAAGGCCUCAUGGUUUUUUUUUUAAAUAAAAUAAAUAAUAAUAAAUCGAGAUUGAGAGUUAAACUCAGGUCUCGGGGAAGUUUUCUUUAGUUUGUACCUAUUAAAACCACUUUUAACUUAAAAACCCCAAACAAGCCUUACAAUGAUGCUAAUGCCAUAUUUUAAUUUAUUAAAGUGACAUUAUAUUAUUUCCCUAUUUCAUCAGAUUCCGGUACCCUAUAUGGGUUGACAACAUUUAUGGAAUUAAACGGUAAUUCCAGAGUUUUAACUACGGAUUGAAAAAAAAAAUUUCAACUAGAUAAAUAUAUACAAUAGAAAUUCUUUUCAAGUGGAACGCGUUACGUCAUCAUCUUAUUACAUCAAUAGUAGUUCAGUUCCGAAUAGCAUUAAUAAAUUACAUACAACGGUUAACAAAAAAGAAACUAAUAAAGGUUAGAGAAGAAAUCAACUUUGAUAAAUUCCUUUCUGUGUAUAUUAAUUUAACAAGGAUCACAA
Messenger RNA from Achroia grisella, 8265 nucleotides. RefSeq lists its product as uncharacterized. Gene Ontology annotation, cellular component: nucleus. The transcript has 6 exons. NCBI's taxonomy places the organism in Eukaryota, Metazoa, Arthropoda, Insecta, Lepidoptera, Pyralidae. Gene Ontology annotation, molecular function: zinc ion binding; DNA-binding transcription factor activity, RNA polymerase II-specific; RNA polymerase II cis-regulatory region sequence-specific DNA binding. Bases 371 to 5920 code for a protein of 1849 amino acids. The record is from RefSeq and is a predicted model, not a curated record. Gene Ontology annotation, biological process: regulation of transcription by RNA polymerase II.